GUGUACGGUUGCUACGCAACGACACCAAACGAAGAUGGACGCCUCCGAGAAGCUUGACGAUGAAGUUACUUCACAAGUUCCAGAGCAGACGAAUGUUAAGGGGAAUGAGGAGUGUGAUGGAAACCCUGAGGAAGAGCAGAAGUGUUUCAUUCCAGAUGACAUGUAUUACAACUAUGAGGAGCUGUGCUCCAGACCCUUCAUCACUGCAGACUCCAACAUCCCCCCAAAUCUGCUACACCUCUCACAUUCAUUUGGCUAUGACUGUGGACGGAGGGGUAACCUGCAGCUGUUAGAUGAGCACACAUUGGCCUUCAUAGCUGGAAAUCUGCUUGUCCUACUGGACAUACAUACCAAAGAACAGCGACACAUCCGCUCAAGCAGUGGAGGAGGAAUCGGUGCUAUCAUGACACACCCAAGUAAGCAGUAUUUGGCAGUGGCAGAAAAGGGGCAUCAGCCUAACAUCAUCAUAUAUGAAUACCCCUCCCUGCGGCCGUACAGGAUCCUCAGAGAAGGUACAGGCCGCGCAUACAGCUUUGUGGAUUUUAACCGUGAUGGCUCUUUACUGGCGAGUGUGGGUGGACCUCCGGACUAUAUGCUUACCAUUUGGGAUUGGAAACAAGAACAGGUCACAUUGUCCAAUAAAGCUUAUUCUCAGGAAAUCUACAGAGUCACUUUUUCUCAAGACUGUGUCGGACAGCUCACUACCUCUGGCACUGGACAUAUCAGGUUUUGGAAAAUGGCCAGUACGUUCACUGGUUUAAAGUUGCAAGGGUUGCUGGGAAGAUUCGGAAAAACAACAGUAACAGAUAUAGAAGGAUAUGUGGAGCUUCCUGAUGGCAAGGUGGUGUCAGGAUCAGAUUGUGGAAACAUGCUCCUUUGGGAAGGGGGUCUAAUAAAGGUAGAAAUAUGUCGUAAAGGACAACGCACCUGUCAUGCUGGAACCAUUCACCAGUUUAAUGUGGAUGAGGGAGAAUUAAUGACAAUAGGUUCUGAUGGAGCAGUAAGGAGCUGGAAUUUGGAGAUCAUAGACGCAGCAGAUGCAGUGGAUGACACUGGCCUGUUUGAGAUCGAACCUGUGAAUGAAAUUCUAAUAGGGCGUAACGUCAGCCUGUUCUCUAUGGUCAAGAGUUCUGCUCCAGAAUCCUCCAUCUGGUUUGCUCAGGACUCUAAUGGUGGGAUUUGGAAGCUGGAUCUGUCAUUUUCCAACAUUACUCAAUGUCUCUUCUCAUUUCAUUCUGGUGCCAUCCAAGGCUUAGAUGUUUCCGGAAAUAGCCAUCUAAUGGCCACUACAGCUCUUGACUCGUCUGUCAGGGUAUUUGACUUUCUUUCAAAGAAAGAGCUCACAGUAAGCCGCUUCAAACAGGGUGGAACAACGCUGACCUGGGCCUCAGACAUGGUGAACAAUGGCGGGAGUCAGCUAGUUGUGGGUUUCAGCGACGGCGUUGUGCGUAUCUUGGAGCUGUUCAACCCUCAGAGUCUGUACACGGUUGCUGGGCGGAGUCACACAGAAGAUGCUGAACUCCGCCUCAGACAAGCUCUCAAACCCCAUAAUGCAUCUGUGACUGCCAUUGCUUUUGAGAGAACUGGAAAGAUCAUGGCUACUGGGAGUGCAGACUGCACUGUGUUCUUCUUUACGGUGGGCGAGAAGUACAACCCGGUUGGGUUUGUUACUGUCCCAGGUUCCGUGCAAGGUCUGCAGUGGUCACCUCAGUCUCAUGAGGAAAGCACUCUGUUGAUCUUCUGUCAGAAUGGUCAUGUUGUUGAAGUUCAGUGUCCUGAAGCUGACCAUCAGACCAUAGGAAAUACCUUCCAGCUCUCAGACCUUCCCACAAUCCAUUUCUGCUUCAGCAGCAUCAAGUCCCGUAUAAAGGGAGACGCAGAGAUCGCACUCAGACAGGCCAGAACAGAAGAGAAGAAGAAAGUAAGAGAAGAACGAUUGAAGAAGUUGAAAGAGCAGAAGUCAGAUGACACAGAGAAGCAACUACAGGAGGAAGAAGAAGAAGAGGAAGAUGCACUGCCUCCUCUGUACAUUCCAUCUCCACCCAGUCCUCUACACUGUGGUUUUUACUCAGCACCAGGCUCAUUCUGGCUGUCUAUGGGUGGCUAUGACUCGGGGUAUCUGUACCACUGUAAAUUCUCUGAACAGCAGAGCCAAGAUGCCUUAGAGAGGAAAGAUGAGCCCUUCUCCUUCAUACCUGUGGAGGACACAGAUCAUAAUUCUAUUCUCACCAUCAGUUUCAAUUCCAACAGGCAGUUGAUGUUUUGUGGUAUGGAGGAUGGAAGUAUAAGAGUUUUCCCUAUACAAGCCUCAGACCAUCAGCUCAGCUCCAUGCAGGCGCACUGGGCGCUUAACAUCCAUGACAACCAGUAUGGCAGCGUGAGGCACAUCCGUUGCAGCUAUGAUGACAUGUUCGUUCUGACCACAGGAGAGGACGGCAACAUCUUCUCCUUCAGCUGUCUGCCGGAGGAGGAACUACAGAGAUCCAUGCAGCUCAAACAUGCCAAAGUGCCCUCCCCACGGGCCGGACUGGAGAUGGAGAAAGCAGCUCCGGAUAUAGACGAUCCAUCUGCUUACAGCAUAGAAACAGCUAAACAGAAGCUGGAGUUGGACCGCAUGCUUCAGGAAGCAGAACAGAGGAAACUGGAGAGGCGUAAGAGGCUGGUGGAACUUCAGAGUCAAUUUCAAGGUUUACUGGAGCAGAACCAGAACCUACCCGAACACAUCCGCCUUCAUCGCUCGGAGUUGGAGCUGGACCCACGCUUCCACGAGGAGAUUGAAAGACAGACGGAAGAGAAAGUGAUGGAGGUCAGGAGAGAGCUUGCUUGGGAGGAGGAGAGACAUCGCCUGGGCCUUAACAAACUACAGACCAUGUUCUGGGACUCUGUGGUUCAGGACACGGUCACAGUGUAUGCGUUUGACUGUGGCCAUAAGAUCUCCACCUACAGGCUGCUGGCUCUUUCUUUCAUACAAAUGCAUCUACAUCAGCGCAACCGAGACGCCUCUCGAGGGGGACCUGUGGAACAAGUUCACUGGUGGAACAAAGCAGAGCCCGCUAAACAAAUCAGCAAUAUUUCACUUCAGGAUGAGCUGAUUUCAGGUCAGGCGGGUGUGAUGAAGUCUGAGUCAUGUAAACUGGCCAGCAGAGAUGCAGAGAAACUGCGCAAACCUGCGGAGAAAGCAGAGAAAGCCCGAGCCAGGAUAGAGAAGAGAAAAAAAGAUUGGGAAGAACUCUAUGCCUCUAAGCCCAGCGAGGACUAUGAAGACCCCAAGGAUGUGGAAGCGAUUCGAUUGGCUAAGGAAAAAAUGGGAGACUUUAAAUUGAAAACGGCAGAAGACUUCACUGUUCCUGAACACAUGAGAAUGAACGAAGAGAAGAAGAGAGUGCAGCUUGUGGAACUGGAGAAGAAGAUCUACGAGAAGAAGUCUGAGAUGAACGCCUGUGUGAUGGCUCUGAGAGACAGUAAAGUGGAGAUCAUUGCUCAGCUUCAUUCUCAGGUGGACCAGCUGCAGAUGAUUCAGCAGCGUCUGCCACCCGAGAAGCGUCGCCCAUUGCCUUCUGUGCCCGUUUUGAUGCCAGAAGAGAUGCCCGAGAGGAAACACAGAUACACCCGGGCCACUUUGGAACGUUUUGCCGCCCUAAGAGCCAAAAUGGUUUCCACAGGUCUGGAUGAACAGCAGGAGGAUGGGCAGAAUAUCCUGAAACUGCUUGAGCAGGAGACACAAGACACAGAGCACGAUGCUCAGAACACACACAUGAAGGAUGGAGGUGUGGUCGAGACGCUUUCCCAGAGGCAGGAGGAGGAACUCACAGAGCUAGAGAGGGAAGUAAGAGAAGUUGAGGAGAUUAGAAAUCUGCAUCAGCAGGACACAAUUCUUAAACAGAUGGAGGAGACAGUGUGGAGUUUUGACGCAGAGCUGCGCAUCUUGCGUCACGAGAAGCAGGAGCUGGAUGUGUACAUGAAACUGGCUGAUCUUAGACACGUGACCCUGCUUGAAGAGCUGCUGUUGUUGAAGGACUUUGAAAAGAGAGAGAGCAUUCUACAGGAGAGACUAAAUAACUAUAUACAGGAAGAGAAUGAGAUUGCGGCAAAUAUGUGCGAGCAUAAGCACCAGAUAGAGGUGAAGAAGAGAGAGAUCCACAAACUUCAGGGAAAGGAGAAAUCUAUAGCGGCUGCCUUUCGGGCCUCACUUGGUGAAAACAACAAGUUUGAGGAAUUCCUUACCAGAGUGUUCAAGAAGAAGAUCAAACGGGUAAAGAAAAAGGAAACGAGUGGAAGUAAAUGCGGUAAUGUAGAGGAAGAUGAUGACAGUGAUGAAGACUCUGAUGAAGAAUCAGACAGGGAUAAUGAUGAGGAUUACGAUGAUUCUGAGUCUGGAGCUCAGCUGGACGACAGAGUGUGCCCAUCAGACUGUAAUCCUGAGCUCUUCGAGAGCACGCUGAGAUUGCGUGAACGCCGUCUGGAAGUUGAGGAGCAAAUUCAGGAGGAGAUGAGAAGCAUCGACAGUUUAAAGAAGGAAUGUGAUGCACUGUCUAAAAAAGAGAAGAUCGUCCAGAACAACCGCAAAGCAGCAGAGGGCGAUAUGGAGCUCAUCAAUCGAGAAAAGCAGCAGAAGCUUAAUGAAGUGGAUGUGGUGGUGCCGCUCAGACUCCAUCAGAUAGAAUAUGUGAGUAGUGGUCUGUUGCCUGGUAAACUAGACUCUGCAUUGGUGCUGAACACUGAUGAUCUGGAGCGUCUACAGAAGCGCAUUAAAGAACUGCAGCAGGAGAAGACAGAACAGCGAGAGCUGUAUAAACGUGCCAGACAUCAACAUGUGCAGCUCAGGCACGACCUCAAAGACAUGGAGGCCAGAAUAAAGGAGUCAGAAGUGCGUAGUGAGCAGCAGAUGCUGAUGAAGUUUGGAAGGCUGGUUGACCUUGAAGUUCUGCAGACUCUGUCAGGUAACAGGAAGCUGGAGGAGAUGAGACAGGAGAUCAGAGAACAAGAAGCUAAAUACAUACAAGAGCUGAAACACUGGGAGGCAAAAGUGACAGAAGCUAGAGAUGCCCUGACUGAGAUCACACAACAGAACACAGAGAGAUUGAGCAAAAUGCACAGCCUGCUCAGCCAGAAAAACACAUUGGAUGAUCAGCUCAACUCCAGACAGAGGAAGACGGUGAGUCAGAUCCCUGGCCGUCAUCUGGCUGACAAACAGGAACUUCAGAGGCUGCAUCAGUUUGUGGAAGCUCAAGCACAAGAUAUAGAAGCUCUACAGAAUGAGAUCCGCUCUCUCUUACGCAAAGACAGCAUCGUUCUCCCUCCACUUGAACCUGUGAUGCCUACUGGUUCCACCCUGCUCUACAGAAACACAGCCAGCACACACACACACUCUAGUGUGCUAAGGAAGCACAACCCCAGCAGCAAAGCUGUGAAAUAGAUCCCGACUCGCCACACACCACAAACUUAAUGCCUCUGUUUAUGGUAACAUUUUUAAAUGCAAUUGAUGACGUUUUAUUUGUUUUGAUUAUCCACUCUCAUAAAGUUUAUGUCUUUACAAAACACAUCGUUUCUGAAUAAGCAAACCACUGCAAUAUCUACGGACAAAAAUCUCUAGAAGAUAUAUAAAACGUAAUGUUAUUCUAACUAUAAGACAAAUAUGAAAAAUAUGGAACAAUAAAAACCGAGAGAAUGCAAAAUUGUGUCACGUCCUUUUUGUGACAUUCGUUGGUCUUCAGUGCUGCAGGAGCGCCAGACAUGCGCAGGCAUCGUCGUCUGGAUGUGACGUCACGGGCAUUGCGGCGAUCAGAGAGUGAGAAUGAAAGAAGGUGAUACAAGAGGUGAUGAUAUACAGCAUGGGCCAUAAAGAUACACACCGGGGAAUUAGGUUAAGGAGAGAAUGAUUUCGCUGGCUUCGGCACAAGCUGACUGUCACUAGAAUAGUUAAGAUCCGACAAAUCUAGACUCGGUUCUCAAAGCAUUUGGGACAAAAGCAAACAUUUUGCAGCUUCAUUGCAGUUCAGUUUCACCUUCACCGUGGUCAACACUACUAAAUUGAAAAGGCACUUCAUCGAUUUUUGCUAAAUGUUUUAUGUGGAUGAAGAUAGAUACAUGGAUUAAAUAAUUUCCGCAUUGAUUGGAGUCAGCUCACUUAAGGGCGAGGUUGUCCAUGGGAGAUGUUCUAGUUUCUCACUGAGAAUCUGCCAAGCUGGACCAGUCCAGUUCUGAGUGCUCAAGAACAGACUCCACAGAACCCGUGCAGCUCGGUCCCAUCCCAGAGGAGCA
This is a messenger RNA of Triplophysa dalaica, 6261 nucleotides long. RefSeq names its product cilia- and flagella-associated protein 44. The transcript has 34 exons. Bases 35 to 5416 code for a protein of 1793 amino acids. The record is from RefSeq and is a predicted model, not a curated record. Gene Ontology annotation, molecular function: protein binding. Lineage: Eukaryota; Metazoa; Chordata; Actinopteri; Cypriniformes; Nemacheilidae.